Gracilinanus agilis (Agile Gracile Mouse Opossum) is the source of this 1272-nucleotide messenger RNA. It is a transcript of the gene CLCF1, whose product is annotated as cardiotrophin like cytokine factor 1. The record is from RefSeq and is a predicted model, not a curated record. Gene Ontology annotation, molecular function: ciliary neurotrophic factor receptor binding. The annotation marks the transcript as partial. Gene Ontology annotation, biological process: ciliary neurotrophic factor-mediated signaling pathway; negative regulation of neuron apoptotic process. NCBI's taxonomy places the organism in Eukaryota, Metazoa, Chordata, Mammalia, Didelphimorphia, Didelphidae. The transcript has a single exon.
CGUUUUGACUCUGGCCUCUCUGCCUCCCGGCCUCGCAGAACAGGAAGUGCCUCCGUGUGGGGCGCCGGGCCGGGGUCCGAGGGGCGGGCCGCGGGGGGCGCCCCUCGGAGAGCCGGCCCCAUCGCCCUCUCCCUCCCACAGCUGAACUACCUGGGCCCCCCCUUUAACGAACCGGACUUCAACCCGCCCAGGCUGAGCGCCGAGGCCCUGCCCAGUGCCACGGUGAACUUUGACGUGUGGCGAAGCCUCAACGACCGCCUGAGGCUGGCUCAGAACUACCAGGCCUACAGCCACCUGCUCUGCUACCUGCAGGGCCUGGACCGCCACGCCGCCACGGCCGAGCUGCGACGCAGCCUGGCCCACUUCUGCACCAGCCUCCAGGGCCUGCUGGGCAGCAUCGCGGGGGUCAUGGCCGCCCUGGGCUACCCGCUGCCCCCCCAGGGGGCCGAGCCCGCCUGGGCGCCCGGCCCUUCCCACAGCGACUUCCUCCAGAAGAUGGACGACUUCUGGCUGCUGAAGGAGCUGCAGACCUGGCUGUGGCGGUCAGCCAAGGACUUCAACCGGCUUAAGAAGAAGAUGCAGCCCAGAGCUGCGGCGGUCACUUUGCGCCUGGAGGCCCCCGCUUCUGACCUCUGACCUCUCUCCUGCCCCUGCCUUUGCAAUAAGCUUCCCAGCCUCCUCGGGAGGAUCCCCCGCUCUCGCCGAGAGCGACGCAAUAAAGCCCCCGCCUUCCGGGAGCCCCGGCCUCGGGCCUCCCCACCUUCCCGUUCUGGCCUCUGAAGCGGCCCCGCCAGACCAGGAAAGGUGGGGCUCACCGCACAAGUGCCUUCUGGGCAGAGCCUCGCCGCCCUCCCAGCCCUUUGCCUUCAGCCAGCCCAGCCUUCUAAUCCGGCCGAGGCAGGAACCCCCAAAGAGGAGGCGGGACGAAAGGGCCCCUGGGAUCCCCCUCACCAAAGACGCCACGCCAAUGGCAACCAUGUCGAGGGUCCAUAACUUGGCCUCACGUUUCUCCUUAACAUCACGCCGGGCUCCCUGCCCGGCCCAGCGGGGCAGCCACAGUCACAGAAUUUCCUAAAAGUUUACAUUGUUGAGGACGGUAGCAUUUGGGGGAUGAGGAGAGGGCGGCUCCCUUGGGACCUGCCCCCCAACCCCCCACUCACAACUCUCAGUUUGUUUGUAUUAAUAUUUAUUUAUUUGGAGAUGUUAUUUAUUAGAUGGUAUUUAUUGCAGAAUUUCUAUUCUUGUAUUAACAAAUAAAAUGCUUUCCCCAGA